Messenger RNA from Centruroides sculpturatus (bark scorpion), 2880 nucleotides. RefSeq lists its product as uncharacterized. The coding region runs from base 397 to 2793 and encodes 798 amino acids. NCBI's taxonomy places the organism in Eukaryota, Metazoa, Arthropoda, Arachnida, Scorpiones, Buthidae. The record is from RefSeq and is a predicted model, not a curated record. The transcript has 3 exons.
CUAUAAAGUGAUGAAGUAGAUGUAAAAGGCAACAAGUCAGACCGCAUGUCGCCAAUUUAAAAGCUUCCUCGUACGAAGGACUUCCUGGUUUACUUCACCUGCCAAUAAUCCUUAACUGGAACGGUCACGUGAACGGCGAUAGGAGGGAUCCUGUGUUUACGUAUCAUCCGUGUAAAAACGAACUUAUGGUUAUAACGGUAUAAUGUGGUGGCUGGUGUGAGAUCUCCUGCAUGACCGGUGGUGUGUGGUUAUACAGACCAGGACCUUGUUAGACGUAUAUAAGGGUAACACUACCCUUGAAAUAAUAAUAUUUGUAGCAGCUGUUGGAUACACCCGUACAGAAAGAAGGUCUUAUAAAGGGGGAUCGUAUAACGUCAUUCCUCCAUCGAUUCAGAUAUGAUUGCCGUGCUCCAUACACUUCUGCUGAUGCAGCUAACGUAUGCUAGGACGUACGAGAGCAGCAAUUCCAUAGCAGUGAAAAAAUCAGCCGUAAAGUAUGCAGGACCAAUGGUAUAUUCGAAUUUACCACCUCCUGUGGUAUACUUUCCCACAAUGCCAAAAAUUCCAAAGAAUAUGAUCGGAAGCAGCGAAAGUGGACCGUCCAGACCAGUUGAAUAUAUCCCUCUUCCUUAUCAAGAUCUACCAGUUCUAAUUUACCAAUCCAAACAUCAUCCACCUGUACACGUUGUACAUAACAAUAAACACGGAAGUUAUUCUAGUAGCCAAGAUAGUAAUAAAGGCUACCUUUCAACUUCCGGUAAAGAUACUUCAACUCAAGAAGGUGGGAGAGGUUUCGGUAAAUUUUCGAAUAAUUACGAUGAUUAUGAACAGGGAGCGGCUUCCGAAUCAUACAAUCAAAUUGCAACUUAUUCACAGCUACCGUCUAGUUACGAAGGUUACAGACCUACAGCCGGAUAUGCACAGACAUCAGAAUCUUAUUCGCGACUCCCAAGUGGUUAUCAAUCUCAAGAUACCAGAUUCAACAGUGCAUAUCACGAUGAGUAUAGUCCCACUGCUGAAGAUUUCAGUCAGAGUAGUACUUCUACUUAUUCUUCAUACAGUAAGCCAUACAAAGGGCAAUAUACAAGGAAUAAGUUAUCUUUUCAACAUCAAUCUCCUUACGAUUCACACAUAACGUCAAAUAGUAUUAAAAAUUUAAUAAAAUCUGUCAGUCAUCCUUCACCCGUACCGUAUCAAGCUGAUGAGAGUUAUAUGAAACCCAUUGUAUCAUAUCCACCCGAGACAUUACAGAUCUAUAAAGGAAGCAAUUAUGGUUAUGAUUCGCGUGGUCAUCAUUCUGUCUAUCAGCCAAAACCCAUUUUUCUAACCUCUCCGAGUACCUCAAAUGCGGUUUAUAUUCCUCGUCCUCCUCCCCAUUCUACUCCUGGAGAUGAUGAUGAUGGUGGUCGAUACGGAAGUAAUCGAGAUAUGAGUAACUUUCCAUCUUUGUCCAUGCCUGCUCCACAUAUAAUUUACACGGGUCACCCACCCAUUCACGUUUUUCCUCAACCGAUUAUCGUUAAAGAAGCAUCUAAACCAUCCGAUUCGGCUUUAGAAGAAGAACAGGGUGAAUAUGCACAAGCUAGUGAAGGCCACAGUGUAAGUUAUGGUGGGUACAAAGAUCCUUCUAGUGAUGGAUAUAAUUAUAAGGGCAAUUCGUAUAGCAACGAAAAUAAUAAUGGAUAUAACUCUGCAAGCAGUACUUACCACGAUAACAGGCAGCCUUCAGACACAAACACGGCUUACAGUGAAGGUAAUGAUCAUGGAUCGUCAUCUGAUGAUAAUUCAUCGCCAUCGAGACCCAGUUAUAGCUCAAACAAUUCGCCUAGUAGCGGAGGAAAAUUUUAUGGAAGCGUAAGCGGAAGCGGAAAUUCAAAUAAGGGCACUUACACUUAUACUAGAUAUCCACCCUCUUAUGAAUAUGGAUUGACUUCUGGUUAUGGCGAUGGUAGCAACAUAUUUGGAAGCGGAGGAUUUCAUUUUGGUGGUUAUGAAGGUUUAAAAUUGAGACCUUCGGGCGGUAUAAUGGGAAGACUCACUGCUCUGGGUAGUUCGCUAUUCGUUAGAAGACCAUUCAGUCUUAGUUCCAUGUUUAGCAAUUACAGACCAUCUACUUAUUACCUUCCUUCAAGUUAUCAUACCUCCGGAAGUAGUAUAAGUAGCAGUUAUAAACCAAUGGCAAACUCCGGCUAUACAGAUCAUAUUACGAGCUCUUCUCAAAAUACAGAAUCGUACAAUGGAGUAAAUUCCGAUGAAAAUGAAGAAAUCCCGUAUCCUAAAGUUAACUAUAAAGUUCCACCAACAUCUUCCACAGCUUCUCCUUACCAUCAAAAACCUCCAAUAAUAAUUUAUCAAGGAAUAAGACCACCAGUAUAUGUUUAUAGUCAAACAGCGCAAGAGAAAAAUGACGAAGGAACAAGCUCUUCAUUAACAGAAACUCAAAAAGAUUCCACACCUCAAAUAACUUAUGAAAACGAAGAAUCAUUACCAAAUUAUCAUCAACCGACAUUCAGCCAGAAAGAAUCCAUUCAACAAAGCGAAUAUGAUUCCAAUCAACAACAGAAUUCAUACGAAGCUUCACCGGUAAGUCCCGAAGAUUUUCAAUCAGAUUCAGAAAUUCAAAAUUACGAUACAAAUGCAGUAGAAAGAGCCGAUCAUCCAGAUGAAUCUGAAGAACCGGAACAUCCUCAAGAUCUUACAGAUAGAAGCGGAUGGGUACCCAUAAAUUUUCCUGAAGAUCAAAAGGAAGAAUCAGUAGAAGGUAGAGUAGAAGCUGAAAUUUUGGUUUCGUGAUUCGUAUGGACUAUAAAUAAUAAAAUGUAGUCCCAAUAAAACGUACAAAUAAUAAUAUCUUACGUAUAUAAUCUUAGAUAAAUCCAA